This is a messenger RNA of Nothobranchius furzeri (turquoise killifish), 2082 nucleotides long. It is a transcript of the gene pip4p2, whose product is annotated as phosphatidylinositol-4,5-bisphosphate 4-phosphatase 2. Gene Ontology annotation, cellular component: plasma membrane; late endosome membrane; lysosomal membrane. Gene Ontology annotation, biological process: phosphatidylinositol dephosphorylation. Gene Ontology annotation, molecular function: phosphatidylinositol-4,5-bisphosphate 4-phosphatase activity. NCBI's taxonomy places the organism in Eukaryota, Metazoa, Chordata, Actinopteri, Cyprinodontiformes, Nothobranchiidae. The record is from RefSeq and is a predicted model, not a curated record.
CCCGCCUCCUCCGGGCUGCCGUCGUCACAGCUGCUGCUGGAACCCGAGCGCAACUCUCAGCAUCGACGACCGCCAGCAGCUGGCCACUCUCUCUCUCUCCCCUCUCUCUCUGCGUGCUGCGGGACGGCUCGGUGCCGCCAGGAGCUCCGGUGAAGCGACAUGGCCUCCGACGGCAUGGACGAGCGGUCUCCGCUGCUGUCGGGCCCCAACUCCGAGAAUGUCACCCCCACUGCUCCCCCGUACCUGCAGGACUCGAGUCCCCGAGCUGAGCUACCUCCUCCCUACACCGCCAUCGCCAGCCCCGAUGCAAGCGGCGUCCCUGUCAUCAACUGCCGCGUCUGCCAGUCGAUCAUCAACCUGGAUGGGAAGCUGCACCAGCAUGUGGUCAAGUGCACAGUCUGCAACGAGGCUACACCCAUCAAAAAUCCCCCGACAGGAAAGAAGUACGUGAGGUGUCCCUGCAACUGUCUGCUCAUCUGUAAAGACACAUCCAGGAGGAUAGGAUGUCCCCGACCAAACUGCAGACGCAUAAUCAACCUGAGUCCGGUGAUGGUGAUCCCGGAGGAGCAACCCGCCCAGCCGGCGUUGCCUAUUCAGCCUGAGGGAAUGAGAGUCGUCUGCGGUCACUGUGGAAACACCUUCCUGGGCGGCGAGGACGCCGGGUCGUCUCAGCCAAUGUCUGGCCUCCCUGGCGAUGGCUCCCCCGCAGGACAGCAAGAGUGGAUGGAGCUUCGAUUUAACACACUAGCCAAGUGUCCUCACUGCAAAAAGAUAUCUUCUGUGGGCAGUGCUCUCCCCAGGAGGCGCUGUUGUGCUUAUGUAACUAUAGGAAUGAUCUGCAUUUUCAUCGGCGUGGGGUUAACAGUUGGUACUCGGGACUUUGCGAGACGCUAUAACGCCACCUAUGUGUCCUGGGCGUUCGCCUACCUGCUGGGCCUCAUCUGCCUGAUACGAGCCUGCUACUGGGGCGCCAUUAAAGUCAGCUACCCGGAGAAUAGCUUCGCCUAGAGCGGUCUGACAAAGCUGUGCACGGCCAGAAUGACAAACUUCUUUUUUUAAAAGCCCCUCCCCCAGUUUCUGAUUUGGUUUUCCACCUGGUGACGUUUGGCGAGGUGCAGCGCGUGUGGGCGGCGUUUCUUUAAAGAAGCUAGAGAUGUUUGUUAGAUCUUUGGAGUGUCUGACUUGCCGAGCAAACCCACUGCCUGUCAUCGUUCAGUCUGGUGCACAAAUAUUUAAACUCCAGGUAGUUUUUUUGGGGAGAAAUUAAAAAAUUGUUAUCAAGGACUUGAAGAUCUGUUGUUUUUCUUGAUGGUUGACGCAAACGCUGUUUGGGUUUAUUACUUAGUUGCUCUGAGCGACAAAAAAAACCUAAUUUUCUCGUUACUGACCAGAACCAUUGCACAACGAUUUUUAUGCAAUUUUGAGUUUUGCUGCGAGUUCAGCUCCAGCCGCAGGAACCUGCAUACUGUAAUGUUCUCGCCCGCAUUCUCAGAAAUAGUAUUACUUGAUGAUUUUAAUGCUAAAUGAUCCUUUUUCUUUUUAUUUUCCUUGCAUACCCACGCGUGCCAUCUUUGCAGCCCAGUGUUCAGAUCAACAGAAGUUUACUUUCUACUAAAGUAUUAAUUACUUCCUUUUAUGUGCGUGUUUGUGCUCGCUGCAUUUAAGUCGCCGCCAUAACCCGUUCAGGUCCUUGACAUGCUCAUAGUCCUCCCAGGAACUCGUGACCCGUCUGUGCAUGUUGACUUCGUGGUGUCCUCGAGGUGGUGUUUAGCUCCGUUUCAGACGGUUGUGAUGUUUCCAUCUUUGCUCCUGCAGCCUUUGGGUUUGAAUGUAAACCCGCCUCUUCUUCCCUGUGAGCUUUUGUCGCUGCUCCGGUGAACUCUUACCAAUGUCCUGACUUCUUACAGUGGGCGCCGUCCAAACCUGGUUUUGAAUGUGAUAAUGAUCAUGAAGCAGAAUAUAUAUAUUAAAACUUUGUACAUAGCUUAAAUUCAGUACUUGGAAAAUGUAAGUAGUUGGAGAUGGAAGAAGGUUCGUGGGUCUUUUUAAAAAUGAUAAUUUAUCAAUAAAAUUCCAAAACUA